This is a messenger RNA of Andrographis paniculata, 369 nucleotides long. RefSeq lists its product as uncharacterized. The coding region runs from base 1 to 369 and encodes 122 amino acids. NCBI's taxonomy places the organism in Eukaryota, Viridiplantae, Streptophyta, Magnoliopsida, Lamiales, Acanthaceae. The transcript has a single exon. The record is from RefSeq and is a predicted model, not a curated record.
AUGGAGCAACUUUUAGAGAAAAAGAAGGUUGUGAAGCCGUUUCCAAAAAGAAAGCAAGUCAUGGAGCUGCCAAGGAAGCAAGUUUUGAAGCCGUUUUCAGAGAGAAGACAGGUUGUGGAGUCGCUUUCAGAAAGGAAGCACGCUGUGGAGUCAUUUUCAGAGACCAAGCAGGCUGCAGAGCCGCUUCAAGAAAUAAAGCAGGCUGUGGAACCGCUAAGGAAACAAGUUCUGGAGCUGCUUUUAGAAAGAAAGCAGGUUGUGGAGCCGCUUUUAGAAAGGAAACAGGUUGUGGAACCACUUCCAGAAAGAAAGCAGGCUGUGGAGCCGUUAAGGAACCAGACUAUGGAGUCCUUUCCUAAAAGGAAAUAA